GGCGCUAUUUUAAGAACAGUGUUCCAUUGACAGCGGCUACGAGUCGUUAGACCUCACCCUCCGUUUACAACUCACACGAGGUCUAAUAUUUCGCCUGACAGAAGAGACGUCGGGGAGUUGUAAAUACAACAAAAACAGGUGCUACAGAUCGGCGAAGCGUCAUGACGUCGGUUAUGGAUCCAAACGUGUCUAAAUUCAACCCGGAGACAGCGAGAGUGUACCAUUUUCGUUACAUGAGAGAGUACCGUGCUAUCUGUGCUUUGUGGGGACUGCUCACAAUCAUUUGGUGUAUUUUGAACCUGGUGUCAUUUAUCCAGCCUCAGUGGAUUGGGGAUACUCCCCAAUCCCCGGGGUACGGACAUUUGGGCGUGUACGCCAACUGCUACCCCGAUCAUGCCCGAGGGGAAUACUUGUGUGACGGGUCCCCAUUCAGCUGGGAUUCCAUGCUCAACAACUCCUUCAAAGCUACAUCAUUCUUCGUCGGUGUGUCGUCGUUGCUGAUGCUGAUCACAGUGGCUGCCCUCCUGUUCUUCUUCUGCUUCAAGAAAACAGUGGUGUUCUACUUGUGUGGAAUCAUGGAGAUCAUCUCUGCCCUGUUCAUGUUCCUGGCCUGUGUGAUCUACCCUAGUGGGUGGAACCAGAUAGAGGUGAAGGCAAUCUGUGGCGACACCGCUGGAGAAUACCGCCUGGGCGAGUGUAGCGUUCGCUGGGGAUACAUCCUCGCCAUCCUGGGAAUAUUUGAUGCAAUCUUCCUCUCUGUUCUCGCCUUCCUCCUAGCCACAAAACGUGCAAAGCUGGAGAUGUACUCAACUACUGGUACUGUGACGAAAUCCGAGCUAAAUGGCUACUCUGGCGACACACUUUCGAAGCAUUCCAUAGCAAUCCAGCCAGUCGUUGCCGUUCCAGACUCUCAGUAUGGAGGCCGACGGGACUUCACUCUGUGAAGGAUCUUACGUCAUCUCCGACUCUAUGGAACGGAUCUCCCAUUAUCUCUGAUCUGCCAACAAACUUGCUGCUGUUUGUAACAAUUUUCAAGGACAAGCUGAAAAACUUCACCAUCCUUGAAUAAUUCUUACAUAGUGAUAAAAAAUACUUUUUUUAAAGUGUUCCAUAAGUUUCCAGAAUUAAAGGAUUAUGGAUCUUAUCUUUACAUGAUGAAGAUCGCUUACCCAAGAAAAAACAUAUUGGAAUGUGAACCGAAAAAUUUAUGAAUAUUAUGGAAAAAAAAUAAACAAAAAAAAUGAAUGGGAAAAUUUAGAUAAAGUUUUUUUUUAC
Mizuhopecten yessoensis (Yesso scallop) is the source of this 1275-nucleotide messenger RNA. RefSeq names its product tetraspan membrane protein of hair cell stereocilia homolog. The record is from RefSeq and is a predicted model, not a curated record. Lineage: Eukaryota; Metazoa; Mollusca; Bivalvia; Pectinida; Pectinidae. Bases 162 to 944 code for a protein of 260 amino acids. Gene Ontology annotation, biological process: sensory perception of sound. Gene Ontology annotation, cellular component: plasma membrane. The transcript has 3 exons.